AUGUCCAACUCCGAUUUCUUUUCUACCUUCCAAACCAGGGCAAUGACAAGUAUAAACUCAUCACCACCGUCCCAAUCAAGUGUAGUCAAGCCAACGGCAUAUGGUCAAUCAUGUACGAAUUGCGCCAAAUCGAAAUGCAAAUGUCUCCGACGUCCUGGACGUGCCGAAUGUGAACGGUGUUACCGACUUCACAAACAGUGUCGUGCGUCUGACUCGACACGGAAACGCCGGGCAGACCGAAAUGCGGCAUCUAGGAUCACUCUUUUGGAGGAUCGUCUAGAGGAGGUGACUUCCCUGCUACGAUCCGUUACUCAAUCCUCGAGUGAUGGACCUCUUACCAGAGAUUCCGCAUUCGGACCCUCGGCUCCAGAGUCCGUCGGGUCUAUCUCAGCGUCAAGAGAUAACGACGUCUCAGGGUUCGUCGUCACCUCAGCAGCGACCCUUACUCCCGAAUCGAUGAUGUUGGCUGUCGAUGAGGACCCCAACCUUCCUUUCGAAGAAGCGGAAAAAUGCUUCGACAUGUUCAAAAAACAGAUGCUGGGCUCCUUUGCGUUUAUCCAUUUACCUAAUGAUAUGAAUGCGUCAAGGCUACGACAACACAGACCUUUCCUAUCUUUAUGUAUUGUCGCCGUCGCGAUAAAGGCUACUUCGAAGAAGAUGUCUCUCUUCAGAGAAAUUCGGCGAACAGUGGCCCAGCGAAUGAUGAUUGACAAUGCCAGUGAACCAAAUAUUGACCUCCUCCUUGGCCUCCUGACAUAUUUGGCAUGGGGCAACGAGCAGCUCCUGAGCAAAUCUCCAAAGCUGCUGUCACGUUUCACACAUAUGGCAAUGACGAUAGUGUUUGAUCUGCGCCUGAAUAAACCAUUGCAUCUGAAUCCAAACCUACUACCGAAACAGGGCGACGCCUCGGAUCGAGCACAUCAACUUACGGGCCGAGCGGAUGCACGUCCAACAUUAGAAGAGCGACGCGCAGUGCUAGGCUGUUUCGUUAUGAGCUCGACUGUUGCGACUUAUCUCACAAACAUCGACGCAAUGCAAUGGACCGAGUAUAUGGAGCAAUGCGUCCAGGUGCUGAAUGACAACAAGGAAGGGCCGCUUGAUGAUCUGUUCUUGGCUCAAGUUCGCUUCCAACAGCUUUCACAAAGUCUGCCACCUGCCGCAUGGUGUUACGAGGACCUUGCGAGACUAGAUUCAAAAGUGCCCGUGGCGUUCUACUUCAAAGCGCUUGAGUCGAACGUGCAGCGAACUAUGGCCGCCAUUCCUCCUCAAGCUCAGCAAGACGGAGUGGUUCUUGCAGCCAAGUACUACGCACAAUUGAGCAUCUGCGAAAUGGCUUUGUCGCAAUUAACCUCGACGCAUUUCAAUGUAGGGUUCCAGCCACUCGACGCUCUCUACUCUUGCCUCAACACAGUAAAGUUGGCUUUUGAUCAAUUCUUUCAGAUCCCAUUCUCCGAAUAUGUCGGCGUAUCAUUCCCCAUCUUCACGCAGUUUUCACGUUCAGUUGUUGUGUUGUACAAACUCAGCGUCCUAGAGCAUCCGAGCUGGGAUGUUGGACUGGUUCGCUCGACCGUUGAUCUAAAUCGCAUUCUGGACCGGCUGUUGAGUAACGUGGAGCAAGCUCGACAUGUCGGCUUUGACGAAACAGAUGAUAACAUUGCAACCAGGACGAUAAAGAUCUUCACGGCCGUUCGGCUGUGGUGCGGUUCAAAGCUAGGAGCAUCUGCAGGGUUGGGGCUAGAUCCAAAUAUGGACCCCGGUGGUGAGUAUGGAGCUUUUGAGGACUCGUCUGCUUUCGAGGCAUUGGACGACGUGUGGUUGAGAGAAAUACUUUCUUCGUGGUCUGAUUAA
Messenger RNA from Exophiala oligosperma, 1848 nucleotides. RefSeq lists its product as uncharacterized. Gene Ontology annotation, biological process: regulation of DNA-templated transcription. The record is from RefSeq and is a predicted model, not a curated record. The transcript is spliced from 4 exons. Bases 1 to 1848 code for a protein of 615 amino acids. NCBI's taxonomy places the organism in Eukaryota, Fungi, Ascomycota, Eurotiomycetes, Chaetothyriales, Herpotrichiellaceae. Gene Ontology annotation, molecular function: transcription cis-regulatory region binding; DNA-binding transcription factor activity, RNA polymerase II-specific; zinc ion binding. Gene Ontology annotation, cellular component: nucleus.